Messenger RNA from Callorhinchus milii (elephant shark), 3492 nucleotides. It is a transcript of the gene sez6b, whose product is annotated as seizure related 6 homolog b. The transcript has 18 exons. The coding region runs from base 211 to 3492 and encodes 1093 amino acids. The record is from RefSeq and is a predicted model, not a curated record. Lineage: Eukaryota; Metazoa; Chordata; Chondrichthyes; Chimaeriformes; Callorhinchidae. Gene Ontology annotation, cellular component: dendritic spine; dendritic shaft; neuronal cell body. Gene Ontology annotation, biological process: regulation of dendrite development; synapse maturation.
AUAUAUAUAUAGAGAGAGUGAGAGAGACAGAAGAAGAAAAGGAGGAGAAAGGUUUCUGCCUGAAGCUGCCAAAGAGGAAGUUUUUGGACAGACAGAGAGAGAGGGAGGGAGAGAGGGAGGGAGUAAAGGAGAGGAAAGAAACAGAGAGAGAGAGAGAGGGAGAGAAAGAAAGAGACUCUCUUUCGCGGAUGUGCUCUGGCAAUCUCCGGGAUGAGUAAGAACAGCCUUUGCUGUGGCGAACGAUUGGAAAUGAAAGCGAUUUGUUUUCUCCUGGUUUUGCUGGUGAAGGUUUGCAGUCAAGACCAGCUGAACGGGGAGAUCAAUGCUGUGAGUGGCAAAGGCAUGGGGAUGGAGACGGGGCUGGAGACGGAGAUUGGACCUACGGUUGCCACGACGACCAGCGACCUGGAGGCCCGCUCUGUCAGCACGGCGCCCGCCCUGAGCAUCAACAACCACCACCUGCUGCUGGAAGAGAUCCUUCACGAGUCCCUGCUGAAGAAGGAUUACCUCGGGCAGGAGGGCUACUUCGCCGGAAGCCUGGGAGCCAACGUGGCGCCGACGGGGCCCGUCUCCGAUUCCCGUGAUCCUUCGGUGACCCAGGUGGUCACCGAGGACCCGCCAUUUUUCCCCGAGGUGGCCACAACGACCACGGUGGCUCCCACCACCACCACGCUGGUUUCCAUGGUGACGGACGCCAUUCCCUUGGCCGAUUUCGAGGGAGCGGCGCACACCGGAGCCGCGAGAUUGCCCGUCACCACCGACUCCCUGACCACGGCCGGCGGGUCGCAGGCCCCCGAGACCGCCUUCCACAACAGCAACACCGCCUUGGCCCGCACCGAGCCUGGCACCAAGCUCCCGGUCACCAAGACUGGCACCCGCGGCAACCCCGACCCGCAGGUGGCCACCACCGCCCUGGCUGACCACGCCCCCACCCCCGGCGCCACCGUAACGACGGCCGGCACGGCGGGAAUGCUGCAAAUGCAGGGGCCUGGCACGGGCCGCGCUGACACGUCGCCCCCGGAAACGACGAUGGCGGCGGCGUUUGCCGUUGAAGCCGACGAGGAGACCACCACCACCACCAUCAUCACCACCACCAUCAUCACCACCGUGCAGACUCCAGUCCCUUGCAGUUUAAAUUUCACGGACCAGGAGGGUCACAUUGAGUCGCCAGAAUACCCCAGUCACCUGCUCUACACCAAUCUGGAUUGUACCUACAGCAUCAUCGUCUACACAGGCUACGGAGUGGAGCUUCAGGUCAAAAACAUCAGCCUGUCGGAAGGCGAGAUGCUGACCAUCGAAGGGCUGGACGGAGACGAGACGGUGGUUCUUGCCAACGAGUCCAUCUUGAUGAAGGGCCAGGUGAUUCGCAGCCCAAGCAACCAGGUCUCCAUUCACUUCCAGAGCUUCCAGCUCGGCAACCCAGGCUCCUUCCAAUUCCGUUACCAAGCUUAUCUGCUGAGCUGCGGAUUUCCGCACAAACCCUCUCUGGGCGAUGUGUCCGUCACCAGCCUGCACCCUGGGGGAGAAGCACGUUUCUACUGUAACUUGGGAUACCAGCUGCAAGGUCCGGCCUCGCUCACCUGCAUCAACGGCAGCAAACCCCAGUGGAGUGACCAGGAACCUCAGUGCAUCGGUAAGUGUGGGGGGGUGAUCAGAAACGCCACGGGGGGCCGCAUCAUCUCGCCCAACUUCCCGGGAAACUACAGCAACAACUUGACCUGCCACUGGCUGCUCCAGGCUCCGGAGGGACAGAGGCUGCAUCUGCACUUCGAGAAGGUGGCCCUGGCUGAGGACGACGACAGGCUGAUUAUCAGGAACGGGAACAGCAUUGACUCUCCGCCGGUUUAUGACUCCUUCGAGGUGGAAUAUCUGCCCAUCGAGGGCCUGGUCAGCAGUUUCCGACAUUUCUUCAUCGAGCUGAGCACGGACGGCUCGGUAACCUCCACUGGACUCGCUCUGAGAUACGAAGCUUUCAAGCCGGGUCACUGCUACGAGCCGUUCAUUAAGUACGGAAAUUUCACCACGAGCGACGCGGCUUACCCCGCGGGAACGGUGGCGGAGUUCUCCUGCGACCCUGGCUACACUCUGGAGCAAGGCUCGGUGAUCAUCGAAUGCCUGGAUAGCCGCGAGCCCCAGUGGAAUGAGACGGAGCCAGCCUGCAGAGCCGUCUGCAGUGGGGAGAUCACAGACUCGGGAGGUGUGGUUCUGUCUCCCAACUGGCCGGAAGCUUUCGACAAAGGUCAGGACUGCAUCUGGGGGAUUCAUGUCGAGGAGGACAAGAGGAUCAUGUUAGACGUGGAGGUGAUGAACAUGGGGGAGAAUGACGUGCUGACCAUUUACGAUGGGGAUGACCUGACGGCCAGUAUUCUGGGUCAGUAUUCGGGCAUUCGCCGCCCUUUCAAGCUCUACACUUCCAUGGCCGACGUCACCAUGCAGUUCCAGUCUGACCCGGCCACCACCGUCUUUGGCUAUCAACAGGGCUUUGUGGUUCGUUUCUACGAGGUGCUGAGGAACGACACGUGCCCAGAAUUGCCGGAGAUUCUCAAUGGCUGGAAGACGACUUCACACCCGGAAUUAAUCCACGGCACCGUGGUGACUUACCAGUGCUAUCCUGGCUACGAUUUGGUGGGCGCCGAUAUUCUCAUGUGCCAGUGGGAUUUGUCAUGGAGCGGAGACACCCCAGCGUGUGAGAAGAUUAUUUUCUGCAGCGACCCUGGGGACCUGGAUCACAGCCGCAGGAUCAUUUCGGACGCCAAGUUCUCCAUCGGCUCCACCGUCCAGUACAUCUGUGACAAGGGCUACGCUUUGACCGGCAGCAACAUCCUCACCUGUUACAACAGACAGUCUGGGAACCCCAAGUGGAGCGACAGGAUCCCAAAGUGUAUCCCCGAGGUCUUCGAGCCUUGCCACAACCCGGGCGCCCCUGAUAACGGUUACCAGGCAACGGAGAAGAGGUUCUACCAAGCGGGCGAGACCCUGAGGUUUGCCUGCUACGAGGGCUACCAUCUGACGGGAGAUGUUUCCCUCAGGUGCAUCCCGGGACACCCUUCACAGUGGAGCAGUUCACCUCCAUCCUGCAAAGUCGCUUACGACCAGUACUUCAACGAACGCAGGCUUGAAGUGGCUAAGGCUGCAGCCACAGUGAACCAGAUGGAAGGAAGCAACCUGGCCAUCGUCAUCUUCGUCCCCGUGAUCAUCGUCGCUCUGCUGAUCGGUGGCAUCUACGUCUACUUCACAAAGUUCCAGAGCAAGUCGACCCUCAGGUUGCCGCUGGCCACCUCACACCCGUACGACCACAUCACGGUGGAGUCAGCCUUCGACAACCCCAUAUACGAGACUGGAGCUCUGAGACAAACCUGCCACCAUUUUCUGCAACGGGCAAGCAGCAAUCCAUCCGGAGCGGAGCAGCUAGCGGAGGUGCUGGUUAAUGAUGAUCUAUUGUCGAGAUUUGUUCGUCGUCAGGGUUCAUCGAUGUUCUUCCAGGACUCCUGA